AGGCGGUCUGAAAACACUUCAGAAUCUAUAUAAUAAAUAUUCACCAUCAUUUGAUUACAUUUCCAAGCCCAAAGUAUCUCUUUCACGCAAAUAUUUUUAUUUCCUUCAAAACUUUCUAUUAUUCAGAAAAAUCUCUGAUACUUCAUAAUAACCAGCUGAGUUGACUCGAGCUUCCAAUCAAGUCCAUGGCUUCCGGUGUUUGGACCGGUUCAGGAGCUGUAAUCUACAGUUUCGGGCGAAAGCUCAUUCCAUCUCCAAAACCCAUCUCGGAAUCAAUCUCCUUGUCGUUCUCAGCUCAAAAAACCAAUCUCAAUCGAACUGAUUGUAAUCAUUCGAGAAAACAGAGCAAAGGAAUACGUAUAGUAGUUUUGAACCAGAAAACAGAGGAUUAUCACGCCAUGCAAGUUUCCGACGAAAUAAGCCCCAGAAAAUUAGACGAAUCCAAGUCCGAAACUCAAAUUAUAGUUCCAAGAAUAUCAGAAGAUAGAUUGGCAAGAAAGAAAAUAGAGAGACAUGCUUAUCUUGUUGCUGCAAUUAUGUCCAGCCUCGGAGUUUCUUCGGCCGCCAUUAUAGCCGUUUAUUAUAGAUUCUCAUGGCAAAUGGAGGGUGGAGAAUUCCCAGUUGUUGAAAUGUUGGGUACAAUUCUCCUCGCUAUUGGCUCUGCUAUUGGGAUGGAAUUCUGGGCAAGGUGGGCCCAUAGAGCACUGUGGCACGCUUCAUUGUGGCAAAUGCACAAGUCCCACCACAGACCGAGAGAUGGUCCUUUUGAGCACAACGAUGUGUUCGCCUUAAUCAACGGCGUCCCAGCCAUUGCUCUUUUGCAUUAUGGCUUCUUCAACAAUGGUCUUCUUCCUGGACUCUGUUUUGGUGCUGGAUUAGGAAUUACAGUGUUUGGGAUGGCUUAUAUGUUUGUCCACGACGGUCUAGUCCACCGUCGUUUCCCGGUUGGUCCCAUUGCAAACGUUCCUUACUUGAGAAAAGUUGCUGCAGCACAUCAAUUUCAUCAUUCUGACAAAUUUGGAGGAGUCCCAUACGGCUUGUUCUUAGGACCAAAUGAAUUAGAGAAUGUUGGGGGAAUUGAAGAAUUGGAUAAAGAGAUUCAACGGAGGAUUAAAUCAACCAAAAGUUCAUAAUUUUUCAUUAUUUAUUACCCAUGCAUUCUCUAUUUUUGUUCUUUUGAUGGAUAUAUUUAUAAAAUAUAAAUUUCCAUUAAGAGAAAAACAAAGAAAAUUGAUUUAAUUGGUAAAGAAAAAAUAUAUAAAGCAUUGUUUUCGUUUGCAGCUCGAAGAGUGUGCUUUUUUUUGUACACAUAAUGUAUUUGACGAUUAUUAGUCAAGAAUUGCUAAUGGCUACAGUAAUAUCCAAUACUAGGUGAUGAUGUCAUAUA
This is a messenger RNA of Humulus lupulus (European hop), 1387 nucleotides long. Its product is annotated as beta-carotene hydroxylase 2, chloroplastic-like. The transcript has 7 exons. The record is from RefSeq and is a predicted model, not a curated record. Gene Ontology annotation, molecular function: iron ion binding; beta-carotene 3-hydroxylase activity. Gene Ontology annotation, biological process: xanthophyll biosynthetic process; carotene metabolic process. Gene Ontology annotation, cellular component: chloroplast. Lineage: Eukaryota; Viridiplantae; Streptophyta; Magnoliopsida; Rosales; Cannabaceae. The coding region runs from base 186 to 1133 and encodes 315 amino acids.